UAUUCAUUCAAUCUACAGUCUUCUAUAGGCGUAUUUCAAUCAUCACUCAACGAUGCUUGCAUUUCAACACACCUGGAAAGGCCUACUUUUGUUAGCCUGUUUGUAUACAUGCUCAGGUGCGCCAUUGUCGUGCGACCCCGAAGGAAGCGCAGCGUGUUUCUCCAGCUUUAGUCAAGGGAUUCUGAGGGUGGCCUUGCCCCAUCUGACACAGAAUAUCAGCGUCCAAAACGCAAACUUGUCCUUCGUCAGUCAGAUCUGCAGUGAGUACAACCGCACCUACUUGCCCUGCAUUUCUCCAACCCUCGUCGGCUGCCCUGCAUGGAGCUAUAUUACCUACGAGAUGACCAGCGCUGCCGUGGAGUACAUCUGUCGAAGCAAUGAAACGAUGGUACGGGAUGUGCUAGCGUGUGUGUCAGUGCCGUCAGUCGCUCCUGCAAUCAUGGCCUGCAACGAGGCUGCCCUGGCGGCAACCAAACCGUGCCACCCAGCUUAUACUUGGCAGAGAUGCGUAGCUGACAUCACCUCCAACGUUUGUUCCGUGUCUUCUAAUGCUGCUUUAAACGAUGUCAUUGCUCACAGUCUGCAGCCCAUGUUUGACUUGUAUCCUUGUCAAGACAACUAUACUUCUGUAACGUCAGAACCUGAACCUGAGAUCACGAGAGAAACAGGUACCCCUGAACCAGAACCUGAGAUCACGAGAGAAACAGGUACCCCUGAACCUGGACCUGAGAUUACGAGAGAAACAGGUACCCCUGAACCUGGACCUGAGAUUACGAGAGAAACAGAACCGGAACCGGAAGUGACAAGUGCUCCAAGUGCUGUGUGUGACUUGAUGUCCUUCAGCAUGUGCAGCGCAGAACUGAACCAGGACCUGCAGGUGUGGGUGGCGAACCUUAUCGUCUCUGGACGCUUCAACGACUCAGACCUCGAUACACUUUGCAGAGUUCACUACAGGAAAUACCAACAAUGUGUUUGGCCGUUGACCUCGGGAUGUCGCAAAGACACGAUGUUAGUGCGUGACAUAAUGGUUGCUGCUUUCGACUUCAUCUGCUCUGCCGACAUAGAAGAUCUGAGAAGCACAAUUCCCUGCAUAUCCCAGCCUGGCUUUACACAAGAGCUGCGGACAUGUGCUCUGGCAUCAUCUACUUCAGGAAUGUGCAGUUUUGCAACGAACUACAAAACGUGUGUGUCUAACGUCACUUCCGGUUGCACCGACCCUGCGCAACAGGUCAUCAGUGACCUCGUGGACAACCUACUGAAGCCACUGGAAGAGAUCUUCCCCUGUGACGUCGACGUUACCACUGUCGUAUCAACGCUUUUCACCUCAACAACACCCAAGACACCGGUCACGUCAACGUUCAAGACAACAACCUAUAUUACCCCAACACCGGAAGUGGUCACUGGUGGCGUUGUCAUUGGGGAAGGAACCUGUGGACGCAAGUGCCAGGAGCUACUGAACGUGCCGCUUUCACGUGUUGCAACUGCAUCGCUGGCUGGCAAUUUUACCCUCACUAUCUACACAGACGCAUGCCCUAUUUUUGACAGUUUCCGCGAGUGCAUGGCUUCUCUUUCUGAGCCAUGUGUAAUUCCUGCUCUGCAGUAUGGUAUCGUCUCUCAGUUUGAGUUCGCCUGUGGAAAAGCUUAUAGUGCUAUUAUUGAAUACGAGGACUGCUGGGAGAGGGACGACAUCCAAGCCUCGUGGAAUUCAUGUAUUACCGAGUUCACCACUGGGAUUUCCAAUGGGACGCAAAAUGGCAUAUGCAGACACCUGGACGCCUUUUCCAUCUGCAUAAGGGAGAAGGUCGCAACCUGUGGACAGGUCCCACUUGCUAUAGUGACGGAUUACAUAAACGCCUCAACAUAUAGUGUUAGGAGGCUCUCCAACUGUUCUCUGGGACAGCCGACCACCGGACAAACGACGACUACUACGGCUACUACUACGACUACUACGGCUGUCCCAACUUCAUCCUCCAGCUCCACCACCACCACCACCUCUGCAACAACUACACCCACCUCAACGACUACCUCAGCCGCCCCCAAUUCAACCACGUCUUCACAGCAAAACCAGACAGUGACCAUUCCUAAGCUUCCAAUCACCUGCUUCGACUGCAACAGCGGCACCAAAAGCUGGCCUAACCCGCAGUGCACCAUCGACGGCCACAUCGAAGAAGACCUUGUCGGCAAGACCACCUGCAUGGACCGGUGCUUUGCUAAAACCAACAAAUGGAAUAAGGGAGUAAUUUUCCGCGGCUGCGCAGCAGGAUUCUGGAUGCCGGAAGCCCGUCCCUUGCCUCGUUCUGGAUGUCAAAUGAUCCGUGACGAAAUGUGGUGUUUCUGCGACCAUGACAACUGCAAUGAAAUGUCCAUGGCGCGCUUUGUUUAAAACACGGGUUUACCCGUAUCCGAUCUCAGAUGCCAAUUUUGGCUCGUGUCAGAUAAGUGCCACAGCGGUAUUAUGUAUCAGUAUUGUACAUAUCGGCGUGACCUCUCUGUAUCAUUUAGAUAAUACCAUUUGCCGUAGUCGUAGGUACCAUUUCGUUUGACAACAAACUGUGAUGAUGUUUCCUGUAUGCUCAAAUAAUCCGCCUUUUGAUUCGUAAUUAACAAAUUAAACGUUAGAGAGAUUGACAUAAUAAAAUGUGUUCUUAUAAGAAGCCCGUACAGACUGAAGCAGAGCGUGAUCAUGCUGGAACACCUGAGAGAUAUAUGUGUUCAAACACCCGUGAAGGAAAUCCUUAUGCAAUUCAUGUAUGUACAAAUAUUUGUAUUUACGAUAUUUUGUGAGAUUUAUUUUUAUUGAUGUUUUACAAUAAAACACCUGUUUUACA
Messenger RNA from Haliotis rubra (blacklip abalone), 2828 nucleotides. Its product is annotated as mucin-5AC-like. The record is from RefSeq and is a predicted model, not a curated record. Lineage: Eukaryota; Metazoa; Mollusca; Gastropoda; Lepetellida; Haliotidae. The coding region runs from base 53 to 2383 and encodes 776 amino acids. The transcript has 15 exons.